Messenger RNA from Orcinus orca (killer whale), 1445 nucleotides. It is a transcript of the gene RHOD, whose product is annotated as ras homolog family member D. Lineage: Eukaryota; Metazoa; Chordata; Mammalia; Artiodactyla; Delphinidae. Gene Ontology annotation, biological process: small GTPase-mediated signal transduction; cell migration. Gene Ontology annotation, molecular function: GTPase activity; GTP binding. Bases 1 to 984 code for a protein of 327 amino acids. The record is from RefSeq and is a predicted model, not a curated record. The transcript is spliced from 7 exons.
AUGUCCUGGGGCACUCCCUCCAUCCAGGCCGUGGGAGACUUUGACUUCAACGGUUCAGGGUCCCCAGGACGGAGGCCGAGUCUCGGUGCCCACUCCUGUGACCUAGCGCCCCACACAGAGGUGUGUCUUCCUCGGGCCGCCUGGGACCUGGGACGCGAGGGGCAGGGCCCAGCCGGCGCCAGGCCACGGAAUCCGCCCGGCCCCUCACCUGAGCCGCCAGCCGCCGCCCGCACUUCCUCGCCCCGCCCCGCCCCGCCCCUUCCACAUUCCUGCCCCGCCCCUUCCACAUUCCUGCCCCGCCGGCCCCGAGGCCGCCGCUCCGCUGCGCCUGGCCCUCCCUCCGCUGCCCCACGGAAGGCGGCCCAGGCCUCAGGCGAGGAGGCGCCGCUCGGCGCGCGGUCCGUCAAGGUGGUCCUGGUGGGCGACGGCGGCUGCGGGAAGACGUCGCUGCUGAUGGUCUUCGCCGAGGGCGCCUUCCCCGAGAGCUACACCCCCACGGUAUUCGAGCAGCUCACCGUGAAUCUGCACGUGAAGGGCAAACCCGUGCACCUCCAAAUCUGGGACACAGCAGGGCAAGUCGACUACGACCGCCUGCGGCCCCUGUUCUACCCUGAUGCCAGCGUCCUGCUCCUCUGCUUUGACGUCACCAGCCCACACAGCUUUGACAACAUCUCUAACCGGUGGUACCCGGAGGUGAAUCACUUCUGCAAGGAGGUGCCCAUCAUCGUCGUGGCCUGCAAGACUGACCUGCGCAAGGACAAGUUGCUGGUGAAGAAGCUGCAGAAAAAUAGGUUGGAACCUGUGACCUACCACAGGGGCCAGGAGAUGGCACGGGCCGUGGGCGCCGUGGCCUACCUCGAGUGCUCGGCUCUGCUCCAGGAGAACGUCCACACCAUCUUCCAGGAGGCGGCCAAGGUGGCCCUCAGCAGCCGCCGUCACAACUUCUGGAGGCGGAUUACCCAGAGCUGUUGUGUGGUGACUUGAUGGGCUGGGGCGCUCCUUCCCUGACCACACCAGCGGCACAGGAAGGAGCUGGGCGCUGACCUGGCCAGUUGGCUGGGCUGGACCCAGUCCCCAGGCUGUGACCACCGAACUGUACCCCAAACAGAUGGGCACCACCGAGGCCGGGCCCCUGACUCUGGCGCUGGUAUCCCUGGACUGGAGAGAAACCCCUCUGAGGCCUGAGGAAGGGGGUUCCUGGGCUCACCAGCCCUGUGGAGGGCUAGGCCUGGAGACCCCUGGAAUCACUCCCAGCUCCCAGCCCUGGACUACACAUCCUGGAGCGGCCUGUGCAGCCUGGCGCCACCUCGUGGGUGUUCCCGGGCCUGCACCUUCAGGACCCGGUGGUGCUAGGACCCUCCAGCCAGAACUCACACCCUGCCCCAUCCCCCUUCGCCCUGCCCAUCCCAGUGGUAACUGUAACACUAAAAUGACAUCACUUUUCA